Messenger RNA from Peronospora matthiolae, 318 nucleotides. Lineage: Eukaryota; Oomycota; Peronosporomycetes; Peronosporales; Peronosporaceae. The record is from the annotation of a GenBank genome assembly.
AUGAGUGCAAGAGCCACGCGUAAGUCAGUCGACUGGCACUCAACAUGUCGCAAGCAGCAAGCGUGGAAAUCGACGUUCCGUUAUCCCGAAGCUGUUGGAGCUUUGAUACCUGCGCAGGCGACUGCGACGCGCCAGACCAUUGCGUAUGCUGUGGGGUACGUCUCGCGCUUCAUGGAGAAUCCGCAGCAAGAACAUUGGACGGCGGUAGCGGAUCUUUCGUUCCUUGCAAGGACCAAGUCGCGGGACUCCUUCCAGCCAAGCGACAAGAUCGACUUUCGUGGCACUCUCGGACGCGGACUGGGCCGGCGACCACGCUGA